GGUGAAACCAGCAAACGCGUUGCACAAUGACUACUGAAAAAUCAAAAUGAGGCAAGGUCAAACCAAUUCAGCCAGUGAUGGGCUUCCUAAAGUCAAUUGGUUGGAUCAUGCCAGCGCACACGAGAACUUUUCAUGUCAAAACAGUUUUUUGACUUCCAACUUCCUAUUCUCCUUGCCAACUCAAAAACCAUGCUCAGAAGAAGCUUUGCGUGGGAGAUUUGUACUCUAUCAAAAUCAAAACAUUCAAAGGUUGCAGAGAGCGCACAUUGAGAAGGCUUGGUGUGCUCUUUCUAGUCUACAGAAUUCUUGCAGAAACUAUGCCAAACCGGGAAAAACUGCCCAAAUCAGUCCUCCAAUUCUUGCAGACAAGAGAACAACUACCUGGCAGAGAAGUUCUGAGAAUGAUAGAUGUUCUCAGUUUUAUAAUUUUAACGUCUCAAGUGAAAACAAUGUGAAAUCUAAUCAAUGCUUUCCAUCAAGUAAUCCUACAGCCGAAGGAGGGGAUAGUUUGAGGUGCCUCGAUGAAGCCACAACUCCAACAGUCAGUAACCACUGUUCUCGAGUUUUGGAUGGUUCAGUGAACAACCGUCCAAAGUAUACUGCUGAAGUUAACGGGUCAACAAAUUGUAUGGCUGCCAAAAUUGAUGAGGAUGAUGAUGAUAUACUUGGGAACAUUGAUGUUGACCAAAUAGUGGAAAACUACCAGUCAACUUGCACUCCUCAACCAUCAAUAGCCAAGUUUCCGCCUAUUACUCCUACUGUUGAUGCAAAGAGUUUUGCUAGACAAGGGGAACAUGGUUUGCCUCUGGAGUUGUGCUCAGAUUGCAUUCAUGGUUAUAAGGUAGCGCUUUGCCCUGAAGCAGCAAACCAUUUGCAGGAAUGGAAGGACAAUCUGAUUGCUAUCUCCAAUGAACUGCUUGACAAUGUUGACAGCCUCAAUUCUUCACAGAUAGCAAAGCUUCGUCAAGACAGGUCACAGUUAAAUAAGCAGAUUCAGCAACUCGAAAGAUAUAUUCAUUCCUGUAAGCUUGAUGUGGAAAGACAAAACUCACAUUUUUCGGCAUCCACAGCACCUCCAACUUCUUUUCAGUUUGAGAGACCAAAUCAAACUGAACUCAGGAGUGGAUCAAUGAGAUAUGAUAACCAGGCUUAUAUGAGUAAUGAGCCAUGUGGAGCUUCAUUCCAGUCAUUUUCAUUCUCUGCUGUUGAUAAGUAUGGCAUGUCGUCAGGCCCAAUGGAGAGAGAAACAUUUAUUCCUAAGAUUAUUGAUGUUAAUUACAUUGAAGGUUCUGGAGACAAACGCUGGAGCGACCAAAAUUUUCCUUGGACAAAAAAGCUGGAGGCCAACAAUAAAAAGGUUUUUGGAAAUCAUUCAUUCCGCCCCAAUCAGAGAGAGGUUAUUAAUGCUACAAUGAGCGGAUAUGAUGUUUUUGUCUUAAUGCCUACGGGUGGAGGGAAGAGUCUGACCUACCAGCUCCCUGCUCUUAUUUGUCCAGGUAUAACUUUAGUAAUCUCUCCCCUUGUGUCCCUUAUUCAAGAUCAAAUAAUGCAUCUGCUGCAGGCAAAUAUCCCUGCUACAUACUUGAGUUCCAAUAUGGAUUGGUCUGAACAGCAGGAGAUCCUGAGAGAAAUUAAUUCUGAUUAUUGUAAAUACAAGUUUUUAUAUGUAACACCUGAAAAAGUUGCCAAAAGUGAUGUUCUUUUGCGGCAAUUGGAGAGUUUGCAUGUUCGUGAGUUGCUUGCUAGGAUUGUAAUUGAUGAAGCUCAUUGUGUGAGCCAAUGGGGGCAUGAUUUUAGACCAGAUUAUCAGGGCCUUGGUAUAUUGAAACAAAAGUUUCCAAAUACUCCUGUUCUGGCUUUGACAGCUACAGCAACAGCCAGCGUAAAAGAAGAUGUUGUUCAAGCUCUUGGUCUUGUCAACUGCAUUGUUUUCCGGCAAAGUUUUAAUCGCCCAAACUUAUGGUACUCUGUUGUCCCCAAGACAAGAAAGUGUUUGGAGGACAUUGAUAAAUUCAUCAGGGAAAAUCACUAUGACGAAUGUGGCAUUAUUUAUUGUCUUUCACGAAUUGACUGUGAAAAAGUUGCUGAAAAAUUACAGGAAUGUGGACAUAAAACUGCAUUUUAUCAUGGAAGCAUGGAUCCUGCUCAACGAACAUUUGUUCAAAAGCAAUGGAGCAAAGAUGAAAUCAAUAUAAUGUGUGCUACUGUGGCAUUUGGAAUGGGAAUUAACAAACCUGAUGUUCGCUUUGUAAUUCAUCACUCUCUCCCAAAAUCUAUUGAAGGAUACCACCAGGAGUGUGGACGAGCUGGUAGAGAUGGUCAACGUUCAUCCUGCAUAUUAUAUUAUAGCUAUAGUGACUAUAUACGAGUUAAGCACAUGAUAACUCAAGGAGCAAUAGAGCAAAGCCCAAUGACAUCUGGAUAUAAUCGAUCUAAUUUGACAAAUUCAAGGAUGCUAGAGACUAACACUGGAAACCUUCUGCGGAUGGUAAGCUAUUGUGAAAAUGAUGGUGAUUGUAGACGACUUCUGCAGCUUGCUCAUUUCGGGGAGAGGUUUGAUCCUGCAAACUGUAAGAAAACAUGUGAUAACUGUCUGAAGAUCAAGAGUUUUAUUGAGAAGGAUGUCACAGAGAUCGCAAAGCAAUUGGUUGAGCUAGUUAAGAUAACGGGGCAGAAUUUUUCAUCAUCUCAUAUCUUAGAAGUGUACCGUGGUUCCUUAAACCAGUUUGUCAAGAAACACCGGCAUGAAACAGUACGGCUUCAUGGUGCUGGGAAGCAUCUAGCUAAGGGAGAGGCUUCCCGUGUGUUGCAUCAUCUUGUUAUUCAAGAUUUUCUUGCGGAGGAUGUAAAGAAAAGUGAUAUUUAUGGAUCAAUUUCAUCAAUAUUAAAGGUCAAUGAGUCCAAGGCCCGUAAUCUGUUUGGUGGCCAGAAAAUUAUAUUAAGAGUUCCUUCCUCGGAAAAAGCAUCAAAGCUGGGAACUCCAGGAAUAACACCAGCUAAAGGCUCUCUGAUAUCUGGGAAGGCGAAUUUUCCACAAAAUGAUCCUCCUGCCUCACCUCAAACUGAAGUGGACUUGAAUCUUUCCGCUAAGUUGUUCACUGCUCUGCGGCUCCUGCGGACAACUAUUGUCAAAGAAGCUGGAGAGGGUGUCAUGGCCUACCACAUUUUUGGAAAUGCGACGCUGCAGCAGAUAAGCAAGAGAAUACCGAGAACAAAGGAAGAGCUCCUUGAGAUCAAUGGCAUUAGCAAGGCCAAGGUAAGCAAGUAUGGAGAUCGGUUACUGGAAACCAUUGAAAAUACCAUAAGGGAAUAUCACAAGUCGGACAAAAGCAACAGCUGGAGCAACGAGAGUAAUGAUUCUGCUAAAAGGAGACGAGACCAAAACGUAAAAGGGGAUGAUGAUGAGUGCACUAGAAGUAAUGGUCGUUCAAAGAAAAGGACGGUAAAGAGAAAGAAUACAAAUGCUGUGGUUUAUGAUUCUGCGGAAGAAGAUUAUUUUAAAGAUUGCCUAGAUGAAGAUCUAGAUUUUGACAAUAUAGAAAAUACUGCAUUGGAUAUAAAUCGUAGGAAUUCUGAAGGAAGAGUCCUUCCUCAAUGGACAUCCUGAGAGGGUGUAUGUUGAUCAUUAAUUUUAAUUUUAUCUUUUUUUCUUUUGUUGCACAUGCCUUCUAAGGUCAUGUCAAUGUGUUUAGGAAGCACAAAUCAAUCUGAAUUAAUUUAUUAAUUAUUAAUUAAUUGA
This is a messenger RNA of Neltuma alba, 3739 nucleotides long. RefSeq names its product ATP-dependent DNA helicase Q-like 4A. Bases 47 to 3607 code for a protein of 1186 amino acids. Gene Ontology annotation, molecular function: 3'-5' DNA helicase activity; nucleic acid binding; four-way junction helicase activity. Gene Ontology annotation, cellular component: nucleus; cytoplasm; chromosome. The transcript is spliced from 25 exons. Gene Ontology annotation, biological process: DNA replication; double-strand break repair via homologous recombination. The record is from RefSeq and is a predicted model, not a curated record. Lineage: Eukaryota; Viridiplantae; Streptophyta; Magnoliopsida; Fabales; Fabaceae.